This is a messenger RNA of Elaeis guineensis (African oil palm), 1875 nucleotides long. RefSeq names its product UPF0481 protein At3g47200-like. The record is from RefSeq and is a predicted model, not a curated record. Lineage: Eukaryota; Viridiplantae; Streptophyta; Magnoliopsida; Arecales; Arecaceae.
AUGGCAACAGGAAAUGGGGUACCUGACAUCAUGGAAGAGAACGUUGACAGCUCAAGCGUCCAUGACAACCGCGAGGCCUCCUGGAUCAGAGAGCUUCGGGGCAACAUCCAGGCGGCCUCUAUCUGGACGCCACCUUGGGAGAAUCAGGAGCAGGCAAGGGAAGAAUCGACCACCAAUCCCAGCAUCUUCAGCGUCCCCGCAAGCUUCCGGGAACAAAGCCCCGAGCGCUACCAGCCGAAGGUGGUCGCCAUCGGCCCUUACCACAGGGGCAAUUCCAAGCUGCUGAUCGAGAACAAAGUCAAGAUGUGGUGCGUGAAUCGCUUCAUCUCCCGGCAUUCACUCAACCUCCAACAAUGGCUCCUUGAUAUGACGUCGAGGGAGAAAGAGGCUCGCAGCUACUACUCCGAAGACGUGUCCAUGGACAGCCGAAGCUUUUUAGAGAUGUUGCUGCUCGAUGGCUGCUUCAUUUUAAUGGCUUUCAAAGCCAUGGAAUCCCUUACGUUCGACCCGAAAUGGCCGUCGGACCAAAUCAUGCUUGACUUGCUGGUGCUCGAGAACCAGAUCCCUUUCUUCGUCCUAGUCCUACUAUGCAAUGGGAUCGGUGGGGAAGAAGGAUUCAGGAAGUUUGCUGAGCUUGAUGACGCUGGCACUUUCAUUCAUUAUGUCCUCCGUUCCCUUGAUCAGACCCAUAUGAUUGGGAAUUUGAAUCCCUCUAUCCUCCGUGAGCAAGUCCUCCAUUUGUUGCACCUAUUUCGCUUGUCCUUGCAUCCUUCCACGUUCGAGCGUGGUGGGUUCGAAACCAUAAAUGUAGCCAAACAAAACAUAAUAGCCCAAAUUUUCCGCACUCCAACUUGCGUUCCUAGCGCGACAGAGCUCCAGUAUUGGUCUGCUGUGAAGUUCAAGAAACAUUCAGGCGGCAUCUUGGACAUAAGUUUCUGCAACGGGGUGAUGAAGAUCCCGUUCCUGGAAAUUAAUGACGGCAACCAAACAAUUCUCCAUAAUCUCAUCGCCUUUGAGCAGUGUUAUCACCCCCACGUCGAACGUCAUGUCACAACCUAUGCAGCAUUCAUGAACUGCCUCAUAAAUAAAGAAGGUGACGCGGGUCUGCUUGAAAGGAGAGGGAUCUUGUUGAACAGGCUGCCCACCAGCAACGAUGCGGCCUUUUUCUUCAGCAAGUUGAGUCCAACAGCCAAAGUUAGCCCAAUAUAUUUAAAAAGCCUAAUUGAUGAGGUGAAUAGAUAUCACAAGAAGAAACGACAUAGGUGGUGUGCUGAUUUAAAGCUCAAUCAUUUCUCCAAUCCACGGCUGAUCAUGUCGGUGCUAGCUGCUACUGUCCUCCUCAUUCUCACUUUCAUGCAAACCUAUUAUUCUGCCCUUGGCUGGCCACAACUUAGAUCACAAGGAGUACAGAAAGUUGUCGACAAAGGCUAUGAAGAGCAUCAAGAAAAACUAUGGUUAAAUCAAGCCCAAAAAGGUGCCUUGGAGAGGAAUAGGAAGAAGGAUCUGAUGAUGAGGGCACGGAUUUUAGCUACUGACAUUCGCUCACAUGCUGCCAAGAAGAGGACAGUAAUCGAUGCUGGACCUUUCCGACUGUCGAGAAAGAAUCGGAUUGCUACUCCAUCAGUAUUGACGAGGGAACCCGACGUUCCAUCAAAGACAGCCUCCGAGCCGAUCCUAAUAUUAUCGACCCCGACAAUGCUUCUUCCAACUGAAGUUUCGUUCACUAGAGUCGAGAUGGUGAGGGAUGAAGAAGUUGCAGCAAAAUCAUCAGCGGCUCCAUUGAUGGGGGUUCAGGUCGGGUCAAAAGUCAUGGCCAAAUCCGAGCAAUCUGUGGCUGCGCCAGCUGUUCCACUAGUAGAGCGAUCUCGGGCAUAG